CAGCCAGCCGCACCACACCUCUCUUCCGCCUUCUCCAGAAGCAUCGCCAGGACAGGCAACAUCAGUCCAUUCGCACGGAUCGUCUGCUUUCCUCCUUCUGUCUGCACAACGUCCUCGGAUCCCUGUCCGCCGACACUUCUCCCCUCCCGAGCCUCGAAUACUCCCCCGACUCGCCCGUCUCCGCCGCACACAUGUUCGAGUUCGUGCCCUUGGUCGAUCAGAUUGGCAACCUGCUCACCGACCUCACCAGCUCGGAUUCCAAUUCGAAGCGACGAGAGGCCGCCCGCAAGCUCGCCGAGCUCAUCAAGAACAACGGCGGCGUCUCCAUCAUCUAUGACUACGAAAUCCUGCCCAACCUCAAGGGUGCUGCCGAGUACAAAAAGUCGGCUGCCGUCCGUGAGGGCGCCCUGCUGGCCUUCAACGCCAUAGUCGAGUUGUGCGGCUACUCUAUCCAGCCCUUUGUCAUCGGCAAAGGUGUCGACGGCGACAUUCUCUCCAUCGUUCUGGAUAUGCAUGCCGACAAGGAGGCCUCCGUCCGCCGCGCCGCUGAUGAUGCCAUCAAGACGAUCCUCGGCCAGGUCGUUGACGAGACCGUCCGGCUCUACUGGCCGACCCUGCUCGAGGUGCUCAAGAACGAGCGCUCCAAGUGGCAGACCAAGGAAGCGGCCCUCAAGCUCAUUGGAUCGCUUGCCAAAAAGUUCACCCAAAUCACCAACGACUGCCUGCCAUUGCUCGUUCCUGCUGUCUCCGAGGCCAUGUGGGAUACCAAGCCCGAGGUCUGCAAGGCUGCCCACACCGCCAUGUCGGCCGUCUGCAACUGUCUCACCAACAUCGACCUGACCCACCUCCUCCCUGACCUCGUCGGCUGCAUCGCUCGCCCUGAAGAAGUCCCUGCCUGCAUCGCCAAGCUGGCUGCCACCACCUUCGUCACCACCGUCGAGGGCCCCACACUGGCCAUCAUGACCCCGCUGCUGUCGCGAGCUCUGCAGGAGCGCAAGACCAGCAUGCUCCGACAGACAGCCCUCAUCAUCGGCAACAUGUGCAAGCUCGUCACCAACCCCGCCGAUGCCCACCAGUUCCUCCCGGUCUUGCUCCCGGGUCUGGAGCGAGUCAUUGAAGUUGCCGGCGACCCAGAGUUCCGCGAGGUCGCCACGAAUGCCAAGGAUACCCUGAUCCGCGUCGGUGGAGGCGACCACCGCGAGGACCUUGACAAGAGCGAGGAUCUCGACGACGCCCCGGCUGGCAUCUUCAAGAAGCUCCAGACCCUGCUUGGCCCCAUGGUCGAUGCCGAGCUCCUGUCCUUCCCGCCCUUCCAGCUCGUGCUGGAGCUUGUCUCGGCCGUGGCCUCCAACUUUGUCAAGGACUCGCAGUACACCCUCAAGACGUGGCUCAAGCACACGCCGCUCUUCCUGCAGGCGUAUCUGACGGCCGAGCAGGCCGAAUCCCUCGUCACCCAGCUCAACAACCUCCAAAAGUCCAAGCGUCGGGAUGUCCAGAUUGCCUCGGGCGACGAUGCCGAGGGCGAGGAGCUUUGCAACUGCGACUUUAGCUUGGCCUACGGCGCCAUGCUGCUCCUCAACCGCACCAACCUGCGAUUGGUCCGUGGCCAGCGCUACGGCCUCUGUGGUCCCAACGGCGCCGGCAAGUCGACGCUGAUGAAGGCCAUUGCCAACGGCCAGCUCAACGGCUUCCCUUCGCCCGACGAGCUCCGCACCAUCUACGUCGGCCACGACCUGCAGGCCUCCGAGGCCGAUCUGCCUCCCGUUGACUUUGUCGCGGCCGACCCCAAGAUCGCGGGUCAGUCGCGGGAAGAGAUCCACCAGGUCCUGGUUUCCGUCGGAUUCACUCCCGAACGCCUGCAGCUGCCCAUCUCCAAGCUCUCUGGCGGCUGGAAGAUGAAACUCGAGCUGGCCAGAGCCAUGCUUAUGAAGGCCGACAUUCUUCUCCUGGACGAACCGACCAACCACCUCGACAAGGAGAAUGUGGCCUGGCUGGAGAACUACCUCAACAGCCUCACGACCGUCACGAGCAUGAUCGUCUCGCACGACUCGGGCUUUUUGGACAAUGUCUGCACCUACAUCAUCCAUUACGAGCAGCUCAAGCUCAAGACAUACAAGGGCAACUUGUCAGAGUUUGUCAAGAUCAAGCCCGAGGCCAAGGCUUACUACGAGCUGGCUGCGACCCAGCUCAAGUACAUCUUCCCCAAGCCCGGUGUCCUUGACGGCGUCAAGAACCCCAACAAGGCCGUGAUUCGCAUGGUUGGAAUCAAAUACAGCUACCCGAACACCAACCGACUGGCGCUCGACGAUAUCAACGUGGCAUGCUCGCUGUCGUCGCGCAUUGCCGUCAUCGGCCCCAACGGCGCGGGCAAGUCGACGCUGAUCAAAGUUCUCACGGGCGAGGCUGUCCCGCAGGAGGGAAUCGUCUACAAGCACCCGACGUUGCGACUGGCCUACGUCGCCCAGCACGCCUUCCACCACGUCGAGCAGCACCUCGACAAGACUGCCAACGAAUACAUCCGCUGGCGCUUUGCCAAUGGCGACGACAAGGAAGUGCUCGAGAAGGCCUCGCGCCAGAUCAGCGACGAGGAGAAGGCCCUGAUGAACCGCGAGAUCAAGUUUGAGGACCAGUUGCGCCGCGUCGAGAUGCUCAUGGGCCGCCGCAAGUACAAGCGCACGUUUGAGUACGAGGUCAAGUGGGUUGGACUGAGACACAAGUACAACUCGUGGAUCAUGCGCGACCAGCUGCAGGAGUGGGGCUUUUCCAAGCUUCUCCAGGCCUACGACGAUCGCGAAGCCAUGAACCCCGGUAUCUACUACCGCCCCCUCACCUCGCCCAUCGUCCAGAAGCAUCUCCAGGACUUUGGCCUGGAUCCCGAGUUCAGCACUCACGGUCUGAUUCGGGGUCUCAGUGGCGGACAGAAGGUCAAGGUCGUGCUGGCAGCUGCCAUGUGGAACAACCCGCACAUGGUCGUGCUCGACGAGCCCACCAACUACCUCGAUCGCGACUCGCUCGGUGCUCUCGCCCAGGCGAUCCGUGAAUACGCCGGCGGUGUGAUCAUGAUCUCGCACAACUCCGAGUUCACUGGCGCCAUUUGCACCGAAGUCUGGCAUGUCGACAACGGCAAGAUCACCAUCCAAGGCAAGUCGAGCACUGUGACCUCCAAGGAAAUCGAGGAGGGCCUUGAGGCCGUCAAGCUCGGCAAGGAGACCUCGAAGGACACCGAUGUCGCCGGAGACGCGGCCACUUCUGCUGGUGCCCCCCAGGAGACGUCCUCCAAGGCCGGCUCUGCCUCUGCUUCGCCUGUCCCCGCCAAAAAGGCGGCGCCUCUCGGCAUGGGCGGCAAGAAGCUGACCCGCAAGGAGCUUAAGGAACUCGAACGUCGCCGCCUCGUCGCCAGCUUCAAGGGCAAAUCCCUCAGCAGUGACGAGGAAGAAAUGGGCGAGGGGCGUGGCCUGCUCCCGGCCAACGGCAAGCUCGGCAACUUCUAAGCGCCCGUUGCCUGACCAGGCGGCAGCUGGUGGUCUAUCGAUGAUUCGAAGCGGGAGUGAGGAUGGGGAGAGGGCGCUGCUUUGCGAAAGCAGAUGAUGUCUCGCCGAGUCUUGUCCGUCGACUGUCCUGUCAUUGCAAGCACCGACGGCCCCUGACCACACCACAACAGGGUUUCUGGUGCCGCAGACUCUCGCAGCCGAUGCGAACUUGGCCGCCGUCGCAGCCGUUUGUCGGAGUUUUUGUUGUUAGGAUUCAAGACGCGGG
Messenger RNA from Polychytrium aggregatum, 3756 nucleotides. Its product is annotated as P-loop containing nucleoside triphosphate hydrolase protein. The record is from RefSeq and is a predicted model, not a curated record. NCBI's taxonomy places the organism in Eukaryota, Fungi, Chytridiomycota, Chytridiomycetes, Polychytriales. Gene Ontology annotation, molecular function: ATP hydrolysis activity; ATP binding. The transcript is spliced from 8 exons. Bases 192 to 3491 code for a protein of 1099 amino acids.